Molecule: messenger RNA, 3211 nt
Organism: Mytilus trossulus (common blue mussel)
Lineage: Eukaryota; Metazoa; Mollusca; Bivalvia; Mytilida; Mytilidae
Product: mucin-5AC-like
Exons: 8
Coding region: 395-3082 (895 amino acids)
Source: RefSeq, a predicted model, not a curated record
UUAGUACAUGCAUUGCCUAAACAUGUUUAAUUUCACAGUUUAUUUUAUCAUUGAUGCAGCAUGUUAAAGAAUACCUGUUAUAAUUCGUAGAGACAGGUAGGUGCAUGUUUACAGGUUAAAUUAAUCAUAAAUAAAUUAUAUAUUUUACAUAUCACAAUUCGUGAUAUACAUGUACCGGUAAAAAAAAAUAAUAAAUAAAUAAAAAAUAAUUAGAUAAGAGACAAUCAAAGGAAUUGAUUUAAGCUCAAAUGAUUGAGUUGAUAGAUAUGAAUAAAAAUUGACAUUGAAGUCGAUGCAUUGAAACUGUUACAAAAAUAAAUCAAAUUAAAAGACAAAAUACUAGCUAUGUGAUGUUAGUAAGUACUUCAAUUUUUAACCUAUUUCGUUUAUACAAAUGCCUAGAAUUGGUCGACGAAGAAAUGGGAAUGGGCGCGCACGAGUGCCCGUUGUUGAAGCGCAACCACCAGAGAGACGACGCGGAAGGAGAAACCGUGCAGUUGCUGCACCAAGAAAUCAAAAUGUGGGGCAAAUUGUUGGUGAAGUACAAGUACAAGCACCUCUUCCUCUACAAAUCCAGGCUCCUUUGCCAAUUGAAAGACAACCUGCCUUGCAAGGUCCCGUAACACCAGCAAUGCACGUACAAGCGCCAUUUGCGCAAGUUGAAAUACCAGCUCCUGUGCCAAUGCCUAAUCAAAAUGCUUGUCUUAGUAAUGAAAUAUGGAUUAUUGGUUCUUCAAUAAUAUGCAGUGCUCAUGAUCACUCGGAGAACAGACCUUCAGAUAAAAACUGUUUAUACGGCGACAGAAAAGGAGUGGUAUUUAAUAAUGUUGGGUGGACUUGUGCUCAGAUGUACAUUUUGGGUCCUCACAAUUGUGAUAGUACACAAGUACAACAGCUAUGUUGCGCAUCGUGUAACCCUGAAACAACAUCAAUUGCAGUAACAACAGAAGCCAAAACAACAACAACUAAAUUACCGACUACAACUGAUUAUUUAACGACAACAGAAUCAUUUACAACACCAGAACCUCUGACAACAACUAAAUCAGUUACUACAACAGAAUCUGUCACAACAACAAAGCCUCUGACAACAACUGAAUCUGUCACAACAACAAAGCUUCUGACCAUAACUGAAUCUGUCACAACAACAAAACCUCUGACAACAACUGAAUCUAUCACAACAACAAAGCCUCUGACAACAACUGAAUCUGUUACAACAACAGAGCAUCUGACAACAAUUGAAUCUGUCACAACAACAGAGCCUCGGACAACAACUGAUUCUGUCACAACAACAAAGCCUCUGACUACAACUGAAACUGUCACAACAAGAGAGCCUCGGACAACAACUGAAUCUUUCACAACAACAGAGCCUCUGACAACAACUGAAUCCGUUACUAAAACAGAACCUCUGACAACAACUGAAUCAGUUACAACCACAGAGGCUGUGACAACAAAAGAACCAGUUACUACAACAGAGACUUUGACAACAACUGAAUAUGUCAAUAAUUCACAGCCUUUGACAGCAACCGAAUCAGUUACCACCACAGAGGCUGUAAAAAUAACCGACUCAGUUACUUCAACAGAGCAUGCGACACAAACUGAAUUGGCUACUACACCAGAGCAUGUGACAACAAAUAAAGCAGUAGCUACACCAGAGCCUGUGCCAACAACUGAAUCAGUUACUACAAUAGAGCCUGGGACAACAACCGAAUCAGUUACUACAACGGAGCCUUUGAUAUCAACUGAAUCAUUAGCUACAACAGAACUAUUAACAACUAAAAAUGCAGGUUCUACAACAGAACAUCCGCCAACUCUUGAAUCAGUUGUUACAACACACCCACAAACAUCUACAAAAUCAGUAACUACAACAGAACCUCUAACAACUCCCGAAGCAGUUAUAACAACUCAGCCACAAACAACUACAACAUCAGUAACUACAACAACUGCAGAGUCGGUUACCACAAAUAAGCUUCUAACAACAAGAAAAACAGAACCUCUAACAUCCUCUAAGUCGGUAAUUACACAAGAACCUGAAUCAUUCACUUCAGCAAAGACGAUAACAACUACAGAAACAUUCCCUCAAACAUCUCCUGGAUCAAUUAUGACAACCCAACCACAAACAACUACAAAAUCAGUAACUACAAGAGUACCUGUUACAUCCUCUAAUUCACAAACUACACAAGAUACUCUAACAACAAUUGAACCAGUUACAACAACUAAGCCACUACCAAGUACUGAAUCAGUUACUACAACAGAACCUCUAAAACCACCCGAACCAUUUAUAACAACAAGGCCACAAACAACUGCAACAAAAACUCAAACAACUAUUGAAUCAAUUACUACAACAGAACAUCCAACAACUACUGAGUCAGACACUACCACAGAUUUACUUACAACUACUUUAGGACCAUUAUCAACUUCGUCAUCAGGAUUAUUUGAUACGUCAAGACAGUUUGAAGCUUCUGUGUCAAUGGAUAAAACGUGGAAUCCAGAAUAUGCUAACACCUCUAGCACAGAAUAUUUAGACUUACAGAAAAACUUUACUAAACAGCUUAUGAAUAUGUAUGAAAAUACAACAAUAAAAGACGCUAUUCAGAAUGUGACAAUAACUGGAUUUAGGAAUGGCAGUGUUAUUGCGGAUUAUAUAAUAGAGUUAAAACCAGGAACAACAGAAUCCGAAACAACUAUAACAAAUAUUACAAAACAAGCAGUGGAAAAGAUCAAAUCAAAUCCUUCACCAGAUUUUGACCUUAUCAAAUUGAUCAACACAGACCAAAUUGUUGUCGAAGAAGUUAUAGCAAAAACAACUUAUGGAAUUACGUCGCCUCCAGAUGGGACAACUCAAAGCACAACACAGUCAGUAGAAACAAUGGAUAAUUUAGAGCCUCUUUUGAUUGGUAUCGGUGCAGUUGGAGGAGUUAUCAUUUUAGGCAUCGGAAUAUGCAUUAGUAUUUGUUGUAUGCGUUCGAAGAAAUCAUCUCAAAAUGCAGAAAAAAUAAAUAAGGUAAUACACAUUUUAAUUUAUAUCAAUUGCACGAUAUAUAUUAUAUAUAUAUUACAACGUAAUAGUUUCUGUAUCAUAUAGAUCAUAUUUGAGUUUGAUAUGAAAUUUAUGGAACAAUGUGUGGGAUAUUGCGAUAUGUAAUUUUAAACAUGUUAAAUGGGGUUUCUUGUUAACAAAUGUGUAUACUUGUUAUUGUAAUUUACUACAAUC